CAUAUUUGGUAUCAAUACGUUAUUAUGUUUUAUUUCAACAAACCCACGUUUUUUCCUUUUUUUCCCCCAGAGUGACCGACUACUCAUUAAAGGUGGAAGAAUUAUCAAUGAUGACCACUCCUUCUAUGCAGACAUAUACCUUGAAGAUGGACUUAUAAAGCAAAUAGGAGAGAAUCUGAUUGUUCCUGGAGGAGUCAAGACCAUAGAAGCUAAUGGGCGCAUGGUUAUUCCUGGGGGAAUAGAUGUCAACACAUACCUACAAAAGCCCUACCAAGGAAUGACUGCUGUCGAUGACUUCUAUCAAGGCACAAAAGCAGCGCUGGCAGGGGGCACCACCAUGAUCAUUGACCACGUGUUUCCAGAACCUGGGUCGAGUUUACUGACCUCCUUUGAGAAGUGGCAUGAGGCAGCUGACACCAAAUCCUGUUGUGAUUACUCUCUCCAUGUGGACAUCACCAGCUGGUACGAUGGGAUUCGAGAAGAGCUGGAAAUACUGGUGCAAGACAAAGGUGUGAACUCUUUUCAAGUCUACAUGGCCUACAAAGAUCUCUACCAAAUGUCCGACAGCCAGCUUUAUGAAGCCUUUACCUUCCUAAAAAGCCUUGGGGCUGUUAUCCUGGUCCAUGCUGAAAAUGGAGACUUGAUAGCUCAGGAACAAAAGCGUAUCCUGGAGAUGGGGAUCACCGGACCUGAGGGACAUGCUCUGAGCAGGCCUGAGGAGCUUGAAGCAGAAGCAGUUUUCCGUGCCAUCACCAUUGCCAGUCGAAUAAACUGCCCAGUGUACAUCACCAAAGUGAUGAGCAAGAGCGCAGCUGAUAUCAUUGCACUGGCCAGAAAGAAAGGUCCCCUUGUUUUUGGAGAGCCGAUCACUGCCAGCUUGGGGACGGAUGGGACACAUUACUGGAGCAAAAACUGGGCCAAGGCUGCAGCUUUUGUGACCUCGCCACCUCUGAGCCCUGAUCCUACCACUCCGGAUCACUUAAAUUCUCUUUUAGCAUGUGGGGACCUGCAGGUGACGGGAAGUGGACAUUGCCCGUACAGCACUGCCCAGAAAGCCAUUGGAAAGGACAACUUCACUAUGAUUCCUGAAGGGGUCAAUGGAAUUGAGGAGAGAAUGACUGUUGUCUGUCUCAAGGCGGUAGCCACAGGCAAGAUGGAUGAGAGCCAGUUUGUAGCUGUCACAAGCACCAAUGCUGCCAAAAUCUUUAAUCUGUAUCCAAGGAAAGGCCGGAUUGCUGUAGGAUCUGAUGCUGAUGUUGUUAUUUGGGACCCUGAUAAGGUGAAGACUAUAACGGCUAAAAACCAUAGAUCGGCCAUCGAGUACAACAUCUUUGAAGGAAUGGAGUGCCAUGGUGCCCCACUCGUGGUCAUAAGCCAAGGGAAGAUUGUGUUUGAAGAUGGAAAUCUGCACAUAAAUAAGGGAAUGGGCCGCUUCAUCCCUCGCAAACCUUUCCCUGAAUAUCUUUACCAGCGCAUCAAAAUCAGGAAUAAGGUGGGAGGACUGCAAGGAGUCUCCAGAGGAAUGUAUGAUGGGCCUGUGUACGAAAUCCCAGCUACGCCAAAAUAUGCAACUCCUGCACCCUCAACUAAAUCUUCCCCUGCCAAAAAUCAGCCUCCACCAAUCAGAAACCUCCAUCAGUCUAAUUUUAGCUUAUCGGGAGCUCAGAUAGAUGACAACAACCCACGCCGUACCGGCCACCGCAUUGUGGCACCUCCUGGGGGUCGUUCUAAUAUUACCAGUCUUGGCUGAAAAAUGAUGAUGGACAGAAACACAAGGAUGAAGGAUCAUGGGAAUAAUGUCUGUUCCCUUCAAUAUCUGUGUUAUUGAACCCACAGUUUUAUUUGGUACUAAUGGAAAUAAAAAAUGAAAUGUCUUUUUUUUUUUUUGUAUAGGAAGAGGUGAUAAUAAUGUGGUGUGUUUGCUUGGAACUACUUGCCUCACAAUUGUGCUUUCAUGCCAUAGUCACCUUAAAGCAUGGUGCUUCCAUUGCCCCUUUAGUGACUACAGGUUUUAGCUUUGUCUCGUAACUGAAUGAUGGUUCCUUUGCACCCUUUCGCUGUAUUAGACUAGUUAAUGCAUGUUACUGAGUUAUUUAUGCAAGUUGCAUUCUGUGAGUGAGUCCCUUUAGAACACGUUGCCAACAAUUGACUAGACACAAGAUUAAUGCCAAGAUUAAUGUCCGUAUUUGAGAAACACCACCAAAAACACUUAUGAAGGAAGAAAAUGGCCAUCUUGAAAGUAUGCAGUAGAGUAGUAUAGGCAGCUUCUGUUCAUCUUUAAUUUAUUAUAAGCCCAAGAAGCACUUCUCUCAGACACAGAAAAUUGUCGGGACACGUAAUGACAAAUGGUCUCUGUAGCACCUGUCUGUUCCCACUCAGUACGUUCCAAGUCUGUGUCCUUCUUGUUUCCAUUUUAGAUAGAGCCAUAAUUUAUACAUACCAACGCCAUUGCCGCCCCUGCAGGGAUUUCUCCACCUGGGCAGUAGUGCUCUCCUUCUGCAUGAGAUUUUUGGUACUUACAGAUAAUCCAAGUUGCUGUCGGAUUUUUAAAGUUUUUUGUACAAAGUUUUUCCUUUGUAAUCACAUGCAUUUUUACUUACUCUACCGUAUCAAGAUCUACUAGUUGUGGUUCAAUUUCUGAAUUCAAAGCUUGUGAAAUAAAGGAAAUUAAUGGAU
Messenger RNA from Apaloderma vittatum (bar-tailed trogon), 2676 nucleotides. RefSeq names its product collapsin response mediator protein 1 (gene CRMP1). Lineage: Eukaryota; Metazoa; Chordata; Aves; Trogoniformes; Trogonidae. The transcript is spliced from 13 exons. The record is from RefSeq and is a predicted model, not a curated record. Gene Ontology annotation, cellular component: cytosol; cytoplasm. Gene Ontology annotation, molecular function: hydrolase activity, acting on carbon-nitrogen (but not peptide) bonds, in cyclic amides. The annotation marks the transcript as partial.